Pseudoliparis swirei is the source of this 5060-nucleotide messenger RNA. RefSeq names its product axoneme-associated protein mst101(2)-like. Gene Ontology annotation, molecular function: small GTPase binding. Gene Ontology annotation, biological process: regulated exocytosis. The transcript has 6 exons. The record is from RefSeq and is a predicted model, not a curated record. Bases 127 to 4419 code for a protein of 1430 amino acids. Lineage: Eukaryota; Metazoa; Chordata; Actinopteri; Perciformes; Liparidae. Gene Ontology annotation, cellular component: intracellular membrane-bounded organelle.
CCUCAAAUUCACCCAAGCUCCCCAGGAACUCUUUUCCUCGCUUCGGCCCAGUCUCACCCUGAACCGGUGGUGGACCGUCGCAUUUCAUUUCGGUGCGCCGUUAAUCCGGCAACGAGUGGCGUCACGAUGUCUCUGGCGGCUCAGCGGUGGUGUCCCACGAGCGUCCAGGUGACGGUGCAACAAGCCCGGGGCCUCAGGAUCAAGGGGAAAAGCGGCACGAACGAUGCGUACGCGGUCAUGCAAGUGGGCAAGGAGAAGUUUCAGACCUCGGUGGUGGAGAAGAGCGUGGCACCGGCGUGGCGCGAGGAGGCCGCUUUCGACCUGCCGCCGCUGGCGCACCAGGACGCGGGAGGCAAGGAGCGCGGCACGCUGCGCGUCCACGUCCUGCACCGGGCCCUGGUCGGUCCGGACAAGCUGCUCGGACAGGCGGUGGUCAACCUGCUCCAGCUCGGGGAGGACAAAACCCGAGAGAAAACCGAAUGGUUUAAGUUGUUGGACAAGACUGGCAAGGCAGACAAAGACAGAGGAGAGGUGCUUUUGGACGUCCAGUUCCUGAGAAACAACAUGACUGCCAGCAUGUUUGACCUCUCGGCUCCCGGCAAAUCCAGAUCUCGCCUCGGCAAGUUGAAGGACAAAGUGCGUGGCAAGAAAAAGGACUCUGACGCUGCAUCUGAUGUGGUGCCGUCCUCCACCCAAGUUCUGAUAGAGAGCGAUGAGGAGGGGGACGGGGAGGGAGCCGCGGUCAAGGGCGAUAAAAAGAAGAAACCGAAGCUGACAUCUUUGUUUUCCCACAAGUCUAACCUGCAGAAGAACAUGUCUCAGUCCACGUCUGUUCUCACUGCAAAGAACCUUUCGCUGAGCGGCAGCCAGUCGUCUGAUCUAAAUGUGGAUUCCUCUGAAGGUAAAAAGAAGUUCAAGUUCCUGAUGCAUAAACGCUCAAACAGCUCGGAUGGCAAAGAUGCCUCCUCCGGUCACCAGAAACAUGGCGCUGCAGAACAGAGUAACUUGUGCAUCAAUGGCAGCCAUGUUUACCGCGAAGAGCCGCCGCCCCGGCCCUCUCGCAUCGGCUCAAACUUCAGUCUGGCCAGUUCAGGCCACGGAUCCAUGGAGGAUGUCCCUGAAAGCUCUCCAUCUGUUGACUCGCUGAAGGUGGUGAGGCAGUAUUCACCAUGGACAGAAGAGGAAGAGGAGGAGGAGGAGGAAAUAGAAAACACAAAAGAGAAUGCAGGUCAGCUAAAACGAGAGGAAGAGGAAAAGCUUAGGAUGGAGGAGGAGAUGAGGGAAAAAGAACAGGAAGAGGAAAUGGCUAGGAGAAAAGAGCUUGCGAGGUUGUCUGAUGAGAAGAGGAGACGAGAGGAAGAAGAAAUGAGGUAUGAAGAGAAUAUUAAAAGGGAGGAAGAAGAAAGGAUUAGGAGGGAGGAGGAAGAGAGGAGGCGACAACAAGAGGAAGAGGAGAGGGUAAAAAGAGAACAAAAAGAGUGUGAAAGAUUGGCAGAGCACAAAUUAAGACUAAAGGAACAAGAAAGACUGAUCGAAGAAGAGAGAGUUAGAAAGGAGGAAGAGGAGACUAUUAUGAGGGAGGAGGAGAGGGUUCGAAAAGAGAGGAGACAAAAGGAAGAGGAAAUGGUGAGAAGACAAGAGAAGGAACGGGAGGAAAAGAUGAGGUUUGAGGAACAAGAAAGGAUCCGGAUGUCGGAAGAAAGUGCUCAUGAAGAGAGGAGACAAGAGGAGAGAGUAAGGAGACAAGAAGAGGAGUGUAAAUUAGCAGAGGAAACGAGACUGGGGGAAGAAGAAAGAAGGAUUGAAGAAGAGAAAUUAAGUAAGGAGGAAGAUGAAAGGAUCAGGAGGGAGGAGGACAUGGCUGAGGAAGAGAGAAAGAAACUAGAGGAGGAAGCGAUGAGGAAAAGACGAGAGGAAGAAGAGAUUAGGGAGGAAGAAGAGAUUAGGAAGAAACGAGAGCAAGAGAUUAGGAAGAAACGAGAGAAAGAAGAGAUUAGGAAGGAACGAGAGGAAGAAGAGAUUAGGAAGAAACGAGAGCAAGAAGAGAUUAGGAAGGAACGAGAGGAAGAAGAGAUUAGGAAGGAACUAGAGGAAGAAGAGAUUAAGAAGGAACGAGAGGAAGAAGAGAUUAGGAAGAAACAAGAGCAAGAGAUUAGGAAGGAACUAGAGGAAGAAGAGUUUAAGAAGAAACGAGAGGAAGAAGCGAUUAGGAAGGAACGAGAGAAAGAAGAGAUUCGGAAGGAACGAGAGAAAGAAGAGAUUCGGAAGAAACGAGAGGAAGAAGAGAUUAGGAAGAAACGAGAGGAAGAAGUGAUUAGGAAGGAACGAGAGGAAGAAGAGAUUCGGAAGGAACGAGAGGAAGAAGUGAUUAGGAAGGAACGAGAGGAAGAAGUGAUUAGGAAGGAACGAGAGGAAGAAGAAAUUAGGAAGAAACGAGAGCAAGAGAAUAGGAAGGAACGAGAGGAAGAAGAGAUUAGGAAGGAACGAGAGGAAGAAGAGAUGAUGAGAAGACAAGUAGAAAAGCAUGAGGAAAGGAGGAGACUCGAAGAACAAGAAAGGAGGCGAAGAGAGCAUGAGGAAAGGAUUAAGGAGGAGGAGGAGAAGGCUAGGAGGGAAACGGAAGAAUAUGGGAGAUUGGUAAAGAAAAACAGGAAACUAGAGGAGGAAGAAGGGAAACUGAUUAAAGCAGAGAAGAUUAGACGUGAGGAAGAAGAAAAGAUAAGGGUGGAGGAAGAAAGGGAAGAAGAAGAGAGGGUAAGGAGAAAGGAAGAAGAGCGUGAGCAGUUGGCAGAGAAAAAGAGGAUGCUAGAAGAAAGGAGACUUGAGAAGGAAAGAAAGCAAAGGGAGGAAGAGGAGAUAAGAAGCCGAGAGAAAGAGGAGAGCGGCAGGAAAGAAAAGGAGAGAUUGGUCGCAGAAAAAAUUAGACAACAGGAACAAGUGAGGAGAAGGAUUGAAGAAGAGGAGAGAAGGGAGGAAGAGGAGAAAGCUGAAAGGGAGAAGAAAGAAGAGGAGGCUAGAAAGCUGGAGAAAGAGAAGUUAAAAAGAGAUGUCGAAGAGCAGAAGAGGGACGACCAAACCAAACGCCAAGCUGCAGGGAAGCCGCCCGCGGUGGGAAGCCCCGCUACCUCUUCUUCGAAUCCCUUUGAUGAAGAGGUUUCCAAUAAUCCUUUUGAGGGGAUUCAAGACUCUCCUGCUGGAAGCGACCGCAGCGCCGCCGCGCCGCCAGCCGCCCGGCAAAGGGUUGAACCUGCAGCCUCGUCGGUCGGAAGCAAGCCCGUUUCCUCUGAUGAAAAGGACCCGAUCAACACUCAACGGGAGAGGAAAGCGGCUCCUCAGCCUCCAGGAAGGCAGCAAGCUGAGAGGGCGCAGGAUGGAGCGACGCAACAGCCAGCACGCAUCAACACCAAGGGUAAAGACAACGGCAUCAAAACCGUCAGCGUUCUCCCUCAGCGCUCGGUGCAAACGAUUGCUCCUCUGGGUCGGACUCCCACUGAGGAAAAGAACAACCGGAGCUCGACACAAAGUCGUGCCGCCGAAGAAAUCUCAAAUGUGGUGAAACCAGGUAAACGUACCGCUCCAGCUCCACCUCGCUCUGUGGAAGGAGAGCCGUCACCGGAGCACGACACGCCGCUGCCUUCUGAUGAGAACAUGGCCCAUGUCUGUGGCGCUGAGGCCAAACCAGUCUCUAUCGUUUCUGGUUUGAAUCCAUUUGAAGACGGUGAAGUUAAACAUGUCGCCCAAGAGGAUUCAACCGCCUCCGAUAUGACUGGUUCAGUCAAAUUGCCUCCGGUUGUGUCGCAAGCUGCUGGUAAAGAUGCUGCGUCUCGGGCAAAAACCAAAUCCUCAAAAGCCCACGCUCCCCAUCUUCCUGCAAAGACGGCCGCCGCGUCGAGCACUUCAAUCCACCAGAAUGCUGAGAGGGGUCGUGUUGCCGAUGGUGCCGAGGUGACUGGUGACAGUGGAAGCCAUCUCCCAUGUGAGCCCAUGUCGGAGGCCGCCGGUCCUGUGCGUGUCCAGGAGGCUCCGCUGCAUGAGUCCCAGCCGGUGCCUUUGCCGAGUGCCGGGGAGGACGCAGGUCGGAAGGUGGGGCCGCUGACGACGACACGCAGGCUUCAGCCUGUAAAACCCCUUGAUCCUUUGGAACAGCAGUCUGUUUCAGUCGUUAAAGGCCUAAAAGAUAACCGUUCCACAGGCAUCCUUUGUGAAGUCCAGGCCAAUGGCGCUGGGUUGAAAGGACCCUACUCGCAGCUGACUCAGGGGGAACUCAUCUCUCUGGUGCUCAAACAAGAAAAGCAGCUGUCGGAGAGAGACAAAAAAGUAGCGGAGCUGGAGAAGUACAUCGACGACUUGCUUGUGCGGAUCAUAGAAGAGAAACCAAGUAUUCUCAUGUCCCUGAACGCUCUGAAAAAAGCUACCUAGGUGGAUUCACAGCUGACACUUUAGCUCCUCUGGUCCUAAUCGGUACCGAAACAGAAACUUCAAAAUACUUGUGAAAUGUAAAAGUUUGGAUUUACAAGGUUUCACAAUGUUGGCAAAUUAAUAUUGAUAAUGAUUUAAAUAUAUUUUGUAAAAGGCAUCUUACAGAAGCUAUUACAGUUUCAGCUCUUUUCAAUUAGAGGAUUAUAUUAAUUUGCAAUCAAAGAUGUUAAUGAGGACAAAGAUGAUCUACCUUUUUCUAAAUAUUUAGCAAUAUUUCUUGACUCCUGUAUUAUGUAAAUGUAUUAAUUAAAUUCUUUCCAGAAAUUACUUGCCAACAUGACCGAACUACUGUAUGUAUUGGUGUACAAUUGUAAUUUUUUUCUAUAGAGCGUUCGCUUCCUGUACCCUGGAGAUAUCUUCAAUGUGAAGAACAGCCUUCUUUUAUUAUCCAAACUAUGCACGAGUUUCGUCAUCAACAUUUCUUGCUCUUGUAUUGAAUGUUAAGGUUUACAUGAUUCUACUAACCCCCAAAAGGCACUUUACGCUUCUUACACUGUUAACAUGAUGUUCACUGAAUUAUCGCACUGUUAUGGUAUUAAAAUAUGCCAAAUUCAAUAAAGUUCUUUUUUCUGAAAAACUGG